GGGAAGGUGGGUGACGCGGCCGCUCCUGAUUGGCGGAGCGUGUUGCCUUAACUUUUCCCUGGUACUCGCGGAACGGUGGGGAAGCGGUUGAUCUUGGAACUCCGCGAGCAGGCAGCUGGGCACUCGCGCAUCGCAGCAUCUCUCCCCGGACGCACUGCGCAGCAUUCUAGUCCUCAGUGAGGUCUUGUUCCCAAACUGCGCUGCAGCCUCAGCGAAACCUUUCUACAGUGCUGCUCUAAUGAGGAACCCCUGAAUAUAGAGUCACAGAGGAGAGAGGUUGCAAUGUCUCGCAGCAUCGGCGUUCCACGAUCCAGUGUGGUUAAGCUAAGUUUGCUGGCUUUGCUGCUAUUUGUAACGAGUUUCCCUUCGUGCUUAAACGACAGAGUUACAGAAUUUGCUCUCACAGAAAAAGUUGGUGAUUCGAAGGAAGAGGACAGCCAAGAGGGAGUGGUGGAGGAAGACGAUUUUGAUUCCGAAGACUUGGAAGUAUUCUACCCGACGAAUCAAUGGCAAACUGUCCGGCCAGGUCAGGCUGUUCCUGCUGGCUUACAUGUGCAAUUAAAUCUUCAGACAGGAGAAAAAUUAGCCAAGCUUCCGGAUAACGAAAAAUCUCUCUCCCAGGGGCCACACUUGGCCCUCGAUCUAUCCGUGCAACCCGGAAGCCCGCAGACUCAGGAGGAUAAACUGGCUUUGCAGAAAACGAAAAAAACCCGCUAAACCGAGAAGACCCUUGAUUCCAAGGCUCAUCAGGAAGAUGUCAGGAGAAGGUUCCGUCCCAUUGAAAAACUUAAGGAAGAGUUCAGAGAGCUCAACCUGCAGCUAGAAACAGACUUUGAAAUUAUGUUUAAAUUAAUCAACAAAUUCAACAGUUCCACUUCGACGCUGGAGGAGAAAAUAACAGCACUUCAUGAUCUCGAAUACUACGUUCAUCAGGUGGACAAUGCAAAAGAUUUGCUUUCCAUUGGUGGUCUCCAGCUUUUGAUUAAUGGACUGAACAGCACGGAGCCGUUGGUGAAGGAAUAUGCGUCCUUCGUCUUGGGAGCUGCACUGUCCAGCAACCCCAAAAUACAAGUUGCUGCGAUUGAGGGAGGCGCUUUGCAAAAACUGCUGGUGAUUUUGGCCACAGAUCAGCCCCUGGCUGUGAAGAAAAAGGCUCUGUUUGCUUUGUCGUCCAUGUUGCGGCAGUUCCCCUACGCUCAGCAGCAGUUCCUCAAGCUUGGUGGCCUUCAAGUGCUUCGGCAUCUCUGCACAGAGAAAGGGACGGAGAUGUUGCACAUCCGCAUUGUGACGCUUCUCUAUGACUUAGUCGUGGAAAAGCUGUCGCUCAAGGACUCGCCGGAUGACGACGACCAGUUCCGGGAGAGAGCUCAGCAGUACAGCCAAGUGAUCUUGCUCCCAGCCAUUGUCGAACAAGGCUGGUGCGGGAUAAUUCCUAACCUCCUGAGGAUGCCAGAGCACGACGCCAGGGAGAAGGUUUUGAAGACCGUGCAUGUGCUGCUAGCUUCCUGCAGGGACAGCUACAAAGCAGAUCACAGCCUCAGCCAUACACUGAGCCUCCUUCGCCAAGAAUACGAAGUGCUGGCGGCGGACGAACAAAAGGAAGGGGAAGACGACGGCUAUUUUAAGGAAGUCCUCAGCUCUAUAAAUAGCCUAGCUCAGCAGCUGAAAUGAAGACUUUACCCUAGCCUUGCUGAGACGUUCGCUGGUAAAUUUGGGGACGUUGCGCGGAAUAAACCACUGAACAAACCUUUUGGCUUUGUGCAGUCCCUUAGGUGGCAAGUAAGCCCAUGCGCUCGUUACAGAGCGAAGACUAGCUUCGUAUGUGCAGUUGAUGGUGUGUUUUAUUUCUGGAAAUCGCCAUAAGAAGCAGGUUUAAGGUGUCCCUGCAGUCGUCGCCUGCGAAAAGAGGAGCCUCGCAUUUCAAAACAACUCUCUGAAGGGGAAAUGGUCUUUACAAAGGAGUUCAGCCAGCGCAUGGAGUUGGUUAGAGCAAGUCUGCUGCCUUAGUCACGUCAAUAGAAAUAUUUUUAGAAUGUGAGUAUUAAGAGGGCGAGUGUAUCCUACUCUUUUCUUAUUUGGAAAGCCAACUUCCUGUGAAAAAAAGAUUUUACUCAAAAUG
Podarcis muralis (Common wall lizard) is the source of this 2119-nucleotide messenger RNA. Lineage: Eukaryota; Metazoa; Chordata; Lepidosauria; Squamata; Lacertidae. The record is from RefSeq and is a predicted model, not a curated record.